ACAAACUAACAGGUGUCCUCCACCUCCUCCUCCAGUCACAUCACAGGGGGGCUGUGUGUCCACGCUCUCUCUCUCUCUCUCUCUCUCUCUCUUCUCUCUCUCUCUCUCCAGCAACUGAUCUGAACGCGUCUCCUCACUCCAUUUCGACUUCACAACUUUUAUAAAAGAACUUUUCAUACACCUCCACAAAUGAUGCACUCGGCGCAGAAAGACACCACGUUCACAAAGAUCUUUGUGGGAGGUCUUCCUUAUCACACGACUGACUCCAGUCUGAGGAAAUACUUCGAGGUGUUUGGAGACAUCGAGGAGGCUGUUGUCAUCACAGAUCGACAGACGGGGAAAUCCAGAGGUUAUGGAUUUGUGACCAUGGCAGACCGGGCCUCUGCUGACAGAGCAUGCAAGGACCCCAACCCCAUAAUAGACGGCAGGAAAGCUAAUGUAAACCUGGCCUACCUGGGGGCUAAACCAAGGGUCAUCCAGCCAGGAUUUGCAUUUGGUGUGCCUCAGAUCCAUCCAGCAUUCAUCCAAAGACCUUAUGGAGUACCUGCCCACUACGUGUAUCCACAAGCCUUUGUCCAACCCAGUAUGGUGAUCCCUCAUGUGCAACCUUCUGCAGCUUCAGCAGCAACAGCUGCUGCUGCCACUUCUCCAUACCUUGACUAUACUGGAGCAGCUUACGCCCAGUACUCUGCGGCUGCUGCUGCCACUGCUGCUGCAGCUGCUGCAUAUGAGCAGUAUCCGUAUGCUGCCUCACCAGCACCAACAAGCUACAUGACCACAGCAGGGUAUGGAUACACUGUCCAGCAGCCACUAGCCACUGCUGCAACCCCCGGAGCUGCUGCUGCUGCUGCGGCCUUCAGCCAGUACCAGCCUCAGCAGCUGCAGACAGACCGCAUGCAGUGAAACCUGGAAAAUUACUUUAAAGGAAGACAGCACAGGCGGUCACACCCCUACCGUGAAGAGGGAAACAUGAGGCAAGGGAAGACCGACGAGGUUGAAUGAUGGUUGUCACUCCCAGGUUUUGACUUAGCAGUUCUUCUACCAAAGAGCCCGAACAAAAUCACCAAAACAUGUGGAGACAAAUGAGUCAUUACUGUCAAUUUUGUGAGAUCAGUAUUUUGUCAUUAUUGAAUAUAAAUGAAUAUUUAAUAUUUAUUCAGCAGUAAAAUAUUUAACUUUAAUUGAAGGAGACUCACUUUACCCUUAUGUCAACCAUUACUAGAUUAUCUAGUGUAUAUAUAUUGCAGUGGAAUUUGUAAAGAAAAAAUCCCCAGUACAUUCAUGUUUUAUAAUCCAGUUUCUUCCCCAACACUUUGAAAAAACAAAAACACUUACAACUGUAUGAUUGCAUGCCAGACCAUCAUGCAAGCUGAAUUAUUUCAUAGUUUUGGAACAGUUGUUCGGUAGAGCUAUGCAGACAUUGAUAAAGCAGUCAGUGUUUAGUUUGGAUUCUUUCCUAUUUUAUAACAGUUUGGUGUGAGAUAGUUUAGACACCUUUGUAUGUACGACAAAAUGCUGGAGUGACAGCGGAAGCUCCCGCUUUAAACUGCACCUCAAGCAAGCUCAGCAAAUGGGAAGAACCAUUGUUGAAUGUGAAUCUCUCAUUUUCAUUUUGACUAAAUAUUUCAUAAUGUGCCUUUUUAAAUUAUGCUAUUUAUGUAUUUAUUAUGGAGCCUUACAGUUAAAAAAAAAAAAAAACACUUUGUUUUGUGUUCAUGUCAGUAUGAAGCCUACUAUAGAACUUUUCCACAUGUGCUGCUGCAUUCUGAUCAAGAGCAAAUGAAGGAUGUCUAAACUAGGCAUGACAAAGCAGAACACUGUGUAUGAAGAACAAAAUAUGUGUGGAAGCAAAAAGUCCAGGAGUUUCUGUUUUCUGUAGAUUUGAUGUUGUCGUCUCGAAUAGAUUCUUAAUUCUUUAAUAUCUCUUUUUAUACUUGAGCAGUUUGAUAAAGGACGCUGUGAAAACUGUUGACUUUCUAAAGUUUUUUUUUACAUUUGGUGUCAUUAGACAUUAGAUGUUUUCUAAUGCAAGGAAUUCACCUUUCCCCCCUUGCACUUUCUAAUGCA
Messenger RNA from Labrus bergylta (ballan wrasse), 2067 nucleotides. RefSeq names its product RNA binding motif protein 24b (gene rbm24b). The record is from RefSeq and is a predicted model, not a curated record. Lineage: Eukaryota; Metazoa; Chordata; Actinopteri; Labriformes; Labridae. Gene Ontology annotation, cellular component: nucleus; cytosol. Gene Ontology annotation, biological process: mRNA stabilization; regulation of alternative mRNA splicing, via spliceosome; positive regulation of myotube differentiation. Gene Ontology annotation, molecular function: mRNA 3'-UTR binding.